ACAUGUUCAACAUCCCCAUUGUCACCAAUUGUUGUUAGCUCCGCCUCUGCUCCACACUUCACUCUCAUCUCUCACCUUUCUUCUCUCAGCCAAUCUUCACGCUUAAAUUCCUCAAACCCUCCACUUCGUUAUUCUCGCCCCCCCCCCCCACCAAGGCACCAACCCCUCCCCAUCUUCAAAUAAUUCCUAAACCUCUCUUUCUUCCUUCACACACACACACACACAAUGGCUUCUACAGCUUUGUCACAAUCUCUCUUCUCCACUCUCAGUUCUCAUAGAAACCUUGAGAAUGGCUCACUUCCUUUGAAAAGAUCAAUGCUCAAACAAUCACUUGUUGUCUCAAGAUCACAUUCCUUGAAAACCCAUUUCAAGAAUAGCUUCAUCACCAACUGUGCCUCUCCUGAAAAUGAUGCAACUUCCAAAUCUGAAACCCCAAUUGAAUUGAGGUACCCAGCAUUUCCUACUGUGAUGGAUAUCAAUCAGAUUCGUGAGAUUUUACCCCAUCGUUUUCCAUUUCUACUAGUGGAUAGAGUGAUUGAAUACAAUCCGGGAGUGUCAGCUGUGGCUAUAAAGAAUGUGACAAUUAACGAUAACUUUUUUCCUGGUCAUUUCCCUGAGAGACCAAUCAUGCCUGGUGUCCUCAUGGUUGAGGCAAUGGCACAAGUUGGCGGCAUAGUUAUGCUGCAACCUGAAGUGGGAGGCUCCCGGGAGAAUUUCUUUUUUGCUGGAGUAGACAAAGUGAGGUUCAGGAAGCCAGUGGUGGCUGGAGAUACUUUGGUAAUGAGAAUGACACUGAUCAAGCUGCAAAAACGUUUUGGAAUAGCGAAAAUGGAAGGCAAGGCAUAUGUAGGAGAGGAUGUGGUUUGUGAGGGUGAGUUCUUGAUGGCUAUGGGCAGUUAAUGCUCUGCUACUAUAUUAGUUGUUGGAAUUUCUGGCACUUUGAUUAGUUUUUCCAUCUCUUCCAUCCCCGAAUCUAAUAGAUUCCUUUUCAUAUGAGGCUUUUGGUGUCUUUUCUUUCCAAAUUAAACUAUAAAUUGUAUACAUUCAGUAUUGAAUGCCAGUUUUCUGUAUCUGAGUGUAGAAAAUACUAAUCAGAGUAGCCUCGGCCUUAUAUUCUCAUUUUAUGUUGUGUUGCGAGGAUUUCUACUACAAGAAAUAUCAAUUUUUUUAAUUUGUUGGGCUA
This is a messenger RNA of Nicotiana tabacum (common tobacco), 1183 nucleotides long. RefSeq lists its product as uncharacterized. Lineage: Eukaryota; Viridiplantae; Streptophyta; Magnoliopsida; Solanales; Solanaceae. The record is from RefSeq and is a predicted model, not a curated record. Gene Ontology annotation, molecular function: hydro-lyase activity. Gene Ontology annotation, biological process: fatty acid biosynthetic process.